CCUGGCACCAAAGUGGUCAACCUCAAACCUAUUCACAACUGGACACAGACAGGACAGGGCAGACUGCACGAAAGCUCUCUCAGCAGCUUGCAGGCAACACGUCAGCAAGAACGAUCAAAAGGGAAGACGUUUGGCUAUCAGCAAAGUUUUCCCGCAGCUCGGCCUUGAAGCUCGUUCGUCACAGUGGGGUUCUGCUGCCACCUGCUGCCAGCUCUGUGCAUGUGCAUCUCUUCAUAAUGACGUCAAAAACAUUCGGUUUCAUCUGAUGUUAUUGAAGCGCUGGUUUUCCGAGCAUUGCUGGAAGGAAGGAAGGCUCUGGCAAAGGCGUGGAAUGAAAAAAAAAUCCUAUAAAUACCUGUUUGCUCGUCCCCUGUGCACAGUCUGGUGAAACUUUGUGAAGAGGCAUUUUACAAUGAGCGAGUUCUGCAAGGUUGCCCAUGAAUUUGCGAUGGAGCUGGACCCCACCGGGGAGCUGAUACCGGUGUCGAGUGUACUGGACUCCAACGACUUCAGGCCCCUUUAUCUGGUGAAGAAGGUCGAGCACCAAUGGCCGAAGUCUAUAUGGAAAAAAGCUAAAUUCUUUCCAACUUCCGUGAAUCUGAACAUGGUGCUGGUGGACGGAGACAACUUCGAAAUUGCUCAGAAAGAAACUCCACUAUUAACUUUUAAUGACUGCUCCCAUGUGGAUGGGAGUGUGACUGCAAAGGUGCCUGAUGGGGUGGUGAACGCUGGGGCCCACGCGAGUCACACCCACUCCAGAACUGUGGAGACGACCUGCCUUGAGAAGGUGGAAGUCUGUCCCGACAAGCUGAUGAAAAAGCUGCAAAACAGCAAGUUCGACAUGAACCACUGGGGGCUGGAGCACUUGAAAAACCAAAAGGUGUGUGUGGUCGUCCAGUGUGUCCGCGUCAAGAACAAAAUGAAGCUGAUUAAGACCUCGUCUUCGAAGGGGUCCCUGAAGGUCAAACCCUGGAAAGCCACCAAGGUGGAGGUGAAGGCGGAAGGGGGGAGCACGCGGGAGCUCUUGUUUCAGAAGGACACUGUGCUUGCGUGCAAAGCCUACGGACUCUCCGUCUCAAGCAGCGGGGAUUUCUGUUGUGCUUCACCGCCAGGAGAAAAGUAUCUGCCUACUUUUGUUAAAGAUGAACAGCGAAUGCAGAUGUUAGAAGUUCGAUCGUGUUAUAUGACGCAACAGGCCCUGGAGAACGAGUUAAGGGAGUUCAGUGUUCUGGACCAGGCUGAACGAAACAAGGUCCUGAGCCUCUUGUCAGAGCUGCUGCCUUACAGAGAGGCCCUGGAAGCGCUGGACAACUUUGUGGAAGCAGCAUUGUGGGGAGAUGCUGACGGGGUCUCUGUGGACUCCCUGGCUGAGGGGGUGAGGCAGCCAGUCCAGAGAGUGCUGGACUACCUGGAGUUCUCUGUCCCGGACCGCAGCUCACAUGCAGAGUGCUCCGACCCCCAGCCCUGCUCACACAAGCUCUUCGGACCGCUCAUGUUUCUCAUCUGCACGCUUAAGGAGCUGAGUGAAAAUACUGUGAAUCGGAUCUUUGGACUUGACUCGGAGGAGUGCAAAAAGCAGCUUGAUCUGGUGUGCGCAGUGUUGGGACAGAUGGAAGAAACUUUGAUGUACACAUCCAACUGGAUCGAGAACUACACGGAGGGCAGCUUGAACUUGGUUCGGGAGCUCCUCGCUUCCUGUGGAUUUAACAUGUGCGACGAAGAGCCGUACCUCAAGUUUGCAGACUCCAGCGAGCAGAAACCUGGGCUGUGCGCGCUGUACGCAACGCUGUGGGCAAUCAGUAGCCUGAAAACAGAGUGAAAAAGAUACGGUAAACAGGGGUGACUGAAACUCACACUCUGAAUCGCUUUUAAGAAGUACAUUUAAAUCUGCAAGUCAUUUAGCAGACUCUUUUAUCCAAAGUGACUUACAGAGACUAGGUGGUGAAUUACGAAUCAACAAUAUGACCUAAUUUGUUUUAUGUCUCAUCCGAAGGACGGAGCACAAGGAGGUGAAGUGACUUACUCAGGGUCACACACAGUUAGACAGUGGCUGAGCUGGGAUUAAAACCGGGGACCCCUGGUAUCUAGCCCUUUACUUAACCACUGGACCACCAAGCCUUGUUAAUGUGUUGAUUCCAAAACAAGAAAGACUGUCCUUCCCUCACCUUUACAAUCGAGUACCAAAUCGACAGAAAUGAAGUGAAGUGUUUUUUUAAAAGCCGAUCGGAAAUUAAUUUUUCAGGGCGCUGACAUUUUUUACUGCCGUACCGAAAAUAUUCAUUGUCUAGUUCCCCCGGCUUUUAAAACACACUUCAGUGCGUUAGUUAAUUGCUGUCGAUGUGGUACUCCACUGUAAAGGCGAGGGAAGGACAGCUCUUCUUGUUUUGAAAUCAACACCCUAAUGAAUGGAUUUAUUGAAACACCUGCCGAUUUUUCUAAACGUACUUCUUAAAGGCAAUUAUGAGUACAAGUAUUAGCACAGCCCUGGAGAUCAAUUACCAGCGUGAACAAAUUAAUUAUACCAAGGGAGAGACAAUCUGUCUGGGCCAGUCCUGUUUUCUUUAAGUAUUUGGGUUGCUCAAACAAGUUCAUGAAAUGGUAUUCGCUGCUGCAUGUGGUGGUGUUCAAACUUUUAAAAUCUGAAUAAACGCUCCUGAUUAAAAAUG
Messenger RNA from Acipenser ruthenus (sterlet), 2666 nucleotides. RefSeq lists its product as uncharacterized. The record is from RefSeq and is a predicted model, not a curated record. The transcript is spliced from 14 exons. NCBI's taxonomy places the organism in Eukaryota, Metazoa, Chordata, Actinopteri, Acipenseriformes, Acipenseridae. The coding region runs from base 413 to 1819 and encodes 468 amino acids.